Molecule: messenger RNA, 1926 nt
Organism: Oncorhynchus tshawytscha (Chinook salmon)
Lineage: Eukaryota; Metazoa; Chordata; Actinopteri; Salmoniformes; Salmonidae
Product: secreted frizzled-related protein 2
Exons: 3
Coding region: 441-1403 (320 amino acids)
Biological process (GO): non-canonical Wnt signaling pathway; negative regulation of canonical Wnt signaling pathway; canonical Wnt signaling pathway
Molecular function (GO): Wnt-protein binding
Source: RefSeq, a predicted model, not a curated record
AGGGGUAUUUUAUUUUUUUAAAGACUUGCUAAAAUAGUGAGCUCGCUGUUGUUUUGACUGGGGAAUAAACCUGCAGAAAACAGACCGCGCCGUAAGGAAAAUGCAUAACGAAUAGAUGGCAAAAAUACAUUGCUAGCACAGAGUCAUUGGAGGCAGGUUCUGGGCAGACUGCUAUGGGAAGAUAAAACAACAAACAGUCUUUCAGACGCCCCCCCCCCGUUCUAAUAACAAAGCCACUUUUACAGCCCUCAAUAACCGGGAGUCACACCAUUGCAUUUGAUGUAAGAACCAGUUUGUUCUGCAUGACUGGGUGACGCCAGGCGCCCUCUCAUUACACACUAGCCUAAUACUAGGUUGGUUCCAACCGGCUACGCACUUCUCCAGGACUGCUGAACAACCACCGUGCUGCAUUGGUUUUUUAUUCUACACGUGUCGUCAGUAUGGCUCAACUGAAGUUAUCACUUUGCGUGUUGGUGUCUAUUUCUUUCGCCUCGGUUUUGACCACAGACAGCUCCAUUCAGUUUGCGUCCGAAAGUCUCAGUUCCUCUUCGUUUCGCUCGGUGUGUAAGCCCAUCCCCAGCACACUUUCUCUGUGCCACGGCGUCGGUUACGGGGAUAUGCGGCUGCCCAAUCUGCUGGGGCACGACUCAUUGAAAGAAGUCCAGCAACAGUCGGCCGCCUGGCUGCCGUUGGUCUCCAAACUCUGCCAUCGGGAUACCAAGAAGUUCUUGUGCUCGCUAUUCGCCCCGGUGUGCCUACCGGAGGGGCCCGUGCGCCCCUGCCGUGGGCUGUGCGAGGCUGUGAGGGACAGUUGUCUCCCUGUGAUGAGCGCGUUCGGGUUCCCGUGGCCCGACAUGUUCAACUGCACACAGUUCCCACGCGGGGUCCAUCUCUGUAUUCCCACCACCACCCAAGACACACAGCGUGCGCGGAAGGGAGAGGAAGUGGGUCACGAGGAGGCAUCAGAGGGAACAGUGAUCUGUGACUCAUGCAGUCUGGCUGCUGAGGGGGAGACAGACAUCCAGAACAACUUCUGCAAGAGUCCAUAUGCCUUUAAACUGCUUAUCGGGAGUGUGUCUGUGGAGGGGGGUGACUGCAGGUUAGUCCCUCUGGGCCGGAGUCGCAUCCUGAGGUGGGAGGGUGGAGGCACGGAGAGGGCUGAGGGCGUCCGGGGGGCAAUGGCCUACAGUGCCCUUUGGCUGCAGGAAGGGGGUACCUGCACCUGUCCUGCCCUGGAGGAGGCAAAUGGGGGAGAGGGGAAGGGGUCCGUGGCAGGGGUGUGGUACCUGGGCCUUGCUGACAUACAGGAGGGCAGGUUGAUCCUCUCUAGGCUUGUGAGAUGGAGGAAGGGGGACAAAGAACUCAAGAAGUUCAUCAGGAGACUGCUCAAACAACCCUGCUGAUGAUGUCAUCAAACAAGCAUAAAGAGACUUUCCAAUUUGGCCAAUUGGAUGCGUAUGAGAGGACACCACAGCCCUGUUACAUGUCAGCCUCUUGGCCUAGACCCUAUCCCUUCAAUAUCCCUUCAAUAUCCCUUUCAUAUCCCUUCAAUAUCCCUUUCAUAUCCCUUCAAUAUCCCUUCAAUAUCCCUUUCAUAUCCCUUCAAUAUCCCUUCAAUAUCCCUUCAAUAUCCCUUCAAUAUCCCUUUCAUAUCCCUUCAAUAUCCCUUCAAUAUCCCUUUCAUAUCCCUUUCAUAUCCCUUCAAUAUCCCUUCAAUAUCCCUUUCAUAUCCCUUCAAUAUCCCUUCAAUAUCCCUUUCAUAUCCCUUCAAUAUCCCUUUCAUAUCCCUUCAAUAUCCCUUCAAUAUCCCUUUCAUAUCCCUUCAAUAUCCCUUCAAUAUCCCUUCAAUAUCCCUUUCAUAUCCCUUCAAUAUCCCUUCAAUAUCCCUUUCAUAUCCCUUAUAUCCCUUCAAUAUCCCUUCAAUAU